This is a messenger RNA of Parnassius apollo (apollo), 816 nucleotides long. Lineage: Eukaryota; Metazoa; Arthropoda; Insecta; Lepidoptera; Papilionidae. The record is from the annotation of a GenBank genome assembly.
AUGUUUAAAAGUUGUUGUGCUCGACCGACUAAGAAAUUGGGCAAGAGCAAAUCCAAACCAGAAGACAUGGCUUCUUUGUCUGAAUCGAAUGUGCAAAAUAAGCAAAAUGUGAAUGAAAAUAGUGAAAAUGACAACAAUAAAAAGAGCGAUAGCGCAACGAAUACAGAAAAUGACGACAAUAAAAAGAGCGAUAACUCAACGAACACAGAACCCGAGUCAAAGGAACAUGCUGACGAUAAAGAGAUUAUAAUUAAGGUUCCUUCGUAUACCAUCGCUAAUGCUGAGGGAAAUAAUGUUCUUGAGGGAUCGGCUAAUUGUGAUACAGAAGUCGAUGAUAUGGUACUGAAAAGUAAUAUAAUGAAAAAACGAUAUUCCGUUGAUUAUAAAACGUCUCGAAUGGAUUUUAAACGUUUUUCAAUAGACUGUAGUCGCAAUGUUGCUACACUGGAAGAACUGGUUAAUCUUGAAAAGGAAUUAGCUCGAACAAACGUUGACGUACGUCCAACAGGUAGACGGAAAUCUACCGGCAUCUUGAAAUUUACCGCGACCAGUAACAACGACAUAGCUGAACAACGUCCGACGAAUGUGCAGGAGUUAUGUUCAGACGACGAUGAGGUGUUUGAAAAAAGUGUAGAAAAACUUGGUGAGAAUGAAGGGCCGCGAGAGCCCCCGGCUACGCCUGUGGGUCGUGACGAACUGGCUUUAAGGAGGCACAGGUUCUUUUCAGACCUUGUUUGCGCUGCUCGAGCAGCCGUAGAGCAUCGCGUUCGAUUUGAUCCUCUUGGGCCUGUUGUUGCAGAUCCCGGUGAGUUUUAA